UUGGUCACUCAAACGCAGUAUGCUGAAUUUCACCAGUUUUAUAUUGUGUUCUUUUGUUGUUCUGGGUCUUUAUGGAUCCCCAGCCAACUCCCAGGAAAGACCAGGAUCCAUUUGUCUGUUAAAGGACGCACCUCACCAAUGCGGUGCUUUUUGCCUUUCAGCAUUAGGUUCACUUUACAAUCAAAUGGCUGCCUUUAAGAAGUCAAUAUCCAAGGUUGAAAGUUCUCUGGUCCAAAUGAACACCCAGAUGGAUGGUUCAAUUUACGAUCAAAUGGCUGACUUCAAGACCAAGAUGCACAGCCAACAGGAGUCGCUAUUCAAAGUUGAAAGUACUCUGGUGUCCAGUAAAGGGACUUGGGACCAAAUUAACAUCCAGAUGGAAGGUCUACAACAAGGUCAAAAACAAUUGACGGAGGGUCUGAAUAAAUUGGAAAAUGUUUUAACCAACAAAGAGGAGAGAAUCGCUUCACAGAUGGAAGAUCUGAGAAAGAACUUUGACGCGAGGUUAGACAGGAUGCAAGACCAAGUAAAAGCGGGAUCUAAUAAGUUAGAGGAGCCAAAGGCAGGAACUUCGCUAAAAGCCAUUCCCCCCAAGUUUGAGCUGAUAGGCUCAAGAUAUUUUUACAUUGAAGAAAAUAAUCCUCAAAAUUGGACAACUGCUGCCAAUACCUGUCGGGAAAUGGGAGGUCAUCUGGCCUCCUUUAAGAAAGAAGACGAGCUAGACGCUCUUAAAGAUAGACUCCAUCGAUAUUAUAGAUAUUGGAUAGGCAUUAACGAUCACAAAGAAAAAGGCGACUUUGUGUCGUUGGCCUCCGGUAAGCCAGCCUUUUUGAAUUGGGCACCCUAUGAACCCUAUUACUUCGAAGCAGAACAGAAUUGCAUUUUUUUAGGGGUGUGCAGCAGCGGAGAACUAUGCAUGCUGUUAAAUCCGUGUACGAUUCCACUUAAUUUCAUUUGCCAGGCUGAUGACGAAAUUUAG
This is a messenger RNA of Drosophila rhopaloa, 979 nucleotides long. Its product is annotated as accessory gland protein Acp29AB-like. Bases 20 to 979 code for a protein of 319 amino acids. The transcript is spliced from 3 exons. The record is from RefSeq and is a predicted model, not a curated record. Gene Ontology annotation, molecular function: signaling receptor activity. Lineage: Eukaryota; Metazoa; Arthropoda; Insecta; Diptera; Drosophilidae.